CCGAACGUCCGUCGGCUUACCAACAUGAAAAAUGUUUCUUUCUCAUUUUAUGGCAUAGAUGUGUCAUAACCGCGAUGAUGAAGGGCAAAUAGAUAAUUUUUCGUAUAUUUAUAUUCGUCUAUAUGCGAGCCUGGUUAUGCCAAUCUCAAGAUGAAUCCCUACCCUCAUGCCAGGCAGCCCAAAAGGCGCCUGAGUUCCACGAACCCGACCCUCCAUGAUAUCCGGCUUCAGCUAUUCAAAGCUAUAGGGGGUAAUUUUAUCAUCCUCCAAGUCUUAUUUUUCGGCCUUUUCUGCUACAUAUUUGGCUCUCUUUACCAGCAAACUAGCCAUACACAUAACCUCACCGUCGCGUUUGUCGAUUACGACGGUGGCGCCAUAGGAGUCGCAGUGCGCGACGCGUACAAGCAGCUUCAAGGGGAUAGCUUCCCAGGGCUCAUCGAGCUGUCUCCACAGCAAUAUUCACAGCCAUCUGCUCUUGAAGAGAAAGUUUGCCACAUUGAUUUCUGGGCGGCGCUCUACAUUUCACCCGGUGCCUCCAACCGCCUCACUGAGGGUCUGACGGGAGGCAGCGCGUCAUCCUCCUACAACCGCAGCGAUGUCAUGAGCUUUAUCUGGAACGAAGCCCGCUACUCUACUACGGCCGACAGCGUCGCUGCCAAACUUCAAGAUUUGUCCGAGGCCGCUCGCAUAGCCUACUCAGCCACCAACGGCGCUGCGAUUCUCCAGACGCUACCCGCAGGUGACGCAGCCGCAGUAUCCGUCUUCUACAACCCGUGGCAGCUCGUAUCCCUCAACCUCCAGCCCACCACCCAGGGCUCCCGGCUGAUCUACAACACGCUGGUGAUCAUCCUGAUCCUACUCCAGGAGUUCUUCUACCUCGGCACCAUCAAUGGUCUCUACGCCAAAUUUAAAAUCUACGGCCGCAUCCGCCCCUUCCGCAUCAUCGCCGUCCGCUUGAUCAUCUCCAUCUUGUACACCUUCGUCGGCUCACUCUGCACGACGGGCGCCAUCUGGGCCUUCCGCGCCGGCUGGAACGUCAAUGGCGUGCAGUUCGUCUUGACAUGGAUGACGCUGUGGUUGUUCGCCCACCUGAACUUCCUCACCUUCGAUAUCUUCAGCAUAUGGCUGCCUCCGCCCGUUGUUCCUAUGGCGCUAGUAACCUGGAUCAUGAUCAACCUCACCUCGAUCCUCCUCCCCUUCGCUCUAUCACCCCGCUUCUACCACUGGGGAUAUGCUCUGCCCACGCACGCUGUGUACAAUGUCCUCGUCGACAUAUGGUCCCGCGGGUGUAACCCGGCUCUCUAUUACGCACUACCCGUCAUGUUCGCGUAUGAGAUAUCCAGUCUGACACUCAGCACGAUAGGUGUCUACAGGCGCUCACACUACGGCUUUCUGGAGCUAGAAAGAGAGGAAAAGGCCUUCCAGACCAAGAUCGCGGAGUCAAUAGCUGCAGCACUUGAAGAGAGCGAGGGAGAGACUCUCGAGAGAAGAAGAGCUGAAGGUGAAGGAGAAGGCGAGGUCGCUGUCGGCGACGAGGAGGCAGUUGUCGUUAUGCCUAUGCAGAGACGUGGGACCAUCACCACGCUCGCGGAUCGCGAGGAGAUAGCUGAGCGUAUCUGGAGAGAAACGACGCAGCUGAGGCGGGAGAGGUCGCGCGCGGAGGCGGAUGAUAAUUUCGGGGGGCCUUGUUUCGAGCUGACGAUAAAUAAGUGAGAGGGAUACAUACGGUGUUAAAUAUUGUAAAAUAGAGCAGAA
This is a messenger RNA of Pseudogymnoascus verrucosus, 1755 nucleotides long. RefSeq lists its product as uncharacterized. The transcript has a single exon. The record is from RefSeq and is a predicted model, not a curated record. Bases 151 to 1713 code for a protein of 520 amino acids. Lineage: Eukaryota; Fungi; Ascomycota; Leotiomycetes; Thelebolales; Thelebolaceae. Gene Ontology annotation, cellular component: membrane.